AUGCCACUCACUCCAGCCGAAAACUCGCUCAUAGAUGCUGCAAACGCAGUCAUCGAUGCCGUUCCCAGAGGCACAGCCGAGCGAAGAAUAACAGAUCAUACUGUGGGGUGCGUGACUCUCUGCUCUGACGGGCGAGUCUUCACCGGAAUCAACGUCUUCCAUUUCUCAGGAGGCCCCUGUGCAGAGAACGUCGCAUUUGCAAACGCAUCAGCGGCAGGAGUGGCAUCUGCUUCAAGCCCAGGAAUUGGAGAUGGAGCAAAGCUGACACACGUCGUGGCCGUGGCAAACGACCAGCGAGGCGUAAUCACCCCCUGUGGGCGCUGCCGCCAGCUCAUGUUUGAUUACUACCCUGAUAUAAAGGUGAUCAUUAAGGAUAGUGAGGGGUUGAGGACUGCAACUGUGGAUGAGUUGCUGCCGUUUGGGUAUGUUUCGGGUUUCAGAACGAAGGCGUAUCCACAUCUGGAAAGUGGGAAAGAACCAUGA
Messenger RNA from Hyaloscypha bicolor E, 483 nucleotides. RefSeq names its product cytidine deaminase-like protein. Gene Ontology annotation, molecular function: zinc ion binding; cytidine deaminase activity. The record is from RefSeq and is a predicted model, not a curated record. The transcript has 2 exons. The coding region runs from base 1 to 483 and encodes 160 amino acids. NCBI's taxonomy places the organism in Eukaryota, Fungi, Ascomycota, Leotiomycetes, Helotiales, Hyaloscyphaceae. Gene Ontology annotation, cellular component: cytosol.